Molecule: messenger RNA, 3104 nt
Organism: Amaranthus tricolor (Joseph's coat)
Lineage: Eukaryota; Viridiplantae; Streptophyta; Magnoliopsida; Caryophyllales; Amaranthaceae
Product: chaperonin 60 subunit alpha 2, chloroplastic-like
Exons: 9
Coding region: 187-1755 (522 amino acids)
Biological process (GO): protein refolding
Molecular function (GO): ATP binding; ATP-dependent protein folding chaperone
Source: RefSeq, a predicted model, not a curated record
UUGAGCCAACCCAAACUUUGUCGAUGGCGGUGAAUUUUCAAACCCUCAAUUGAAACCCUGUGCCCGAAUCUGGAAAAGCGAAGCUAACAUCAGCUAUGGUUGUCGAUUAAAUUACUCUGUUCGAUUUUGUAGUCUUGUUGACGUCGAUUUUCAUUUCUUCAAACAAAGUUCGUUUCUUCCAUUUCCAUGGCGUUGGGAGUUUCCAAUGGGACUAUCUUUGCAUUGCAACCACGAUUUUUGGAAGCAAAAACACAUACACCUUGUUUUUCUUGCUACAAUCUUUCUAAAUAUAAACUAUAUGGACAGUUGUCAUCUUCUAGAUUGCCUAAAAAUCUAUGUAUCGGAAAUACAUUGUUUGUAAGAGCUGGCCCAAAGAAAAUCCAUUUUGAUACAAAGUGUAGAGAAACACUACAAGCUGGUAUAAACAAGCUUGCUGAUGCUGUUUCUGUGACAUUAGGACCCAAAGGGCGCAAUGUGAUUGUUGCAGAUUCUAAAAGUUUGAAAGUAAUUAAUGAUGGUGUUACCAUUGCAAGGGCCAUAGAACUUUCUGAUGCAAUUGAAAAUGCAGGGGCAAUGCUUAUUCAAGAGGUUGCGUCUAAGGUGAAUGAUGCAGCUGGUGAUGGUACUACAACUGCAAUUAUAUUAGCUCGAGAAAUGAUCAAAUCUGGGCUCUUAGCUAUUUCAUUUGGUGCUAACCCUAAUGGUUUGAGACGAGGAAUGGAAAAAACUGUAACAGAACUAAUAAGAAUAUUAAGGAAGCGCAGCAUCCUCGUUCAGGGGCGAAAUGAUAUAAGAGCUGUGGCUUCCAUUUCUGCUGGAAAUGAUGACUUUGUUGGGAGUAUCCUUGCCGAAGCCAUUGAUAAAAUUGGGGCAGAUGGUGUGAUCUCUAUAGAGUCUUCCUCAACAUCUGAAACUUCCGUAAUUGUUGAAGAAGGAAUGAAGAUUGACAAGGGAUAUAUGUCGCCUUAUUUUAUUACAAAUCAGAAUAAAUCAACAGUAGAGUUCGAUAAUGCCAAAGUUCUAGUGACUGAUCAGAAAAUAUCGACAGUGCAAGAAAUCGUUCCCUUGCUAGAAAAGACUGCUCAAUUAAGUGUACCGUUGUUGAUCAUUGCUGAGGAUAUCUCAAAGCAAGUCUUGGAAACAUUGAUUGUCAACAAAAGCAAAGGACUUGUUAGAGCUGCUGUUGUCAAAUGUCCUGGAUUUGGGGAUGCUAAAAAAUCGUUGCUGCAAGAUAUUGCUCUGAUGACAGGUGGUGACUUUUUGUCGGGGGAUCUGGGUUUGAACAUUGGAGAUGCGACUUCAGACCAACUUGGUAUAGCCCGCAAAGUGACCAUAACGAACAGCACCACUACCAUCAUUUCUGAUGAUUCUACAAAAGCUGAAAUCCGAGCAAGAAUUUUGCAGAUAAAGAAGGAUUUAGCUGAGACUGACAGCUCUCAUCUCUCCAGGAAGCUUGCAGAAAGAAUUGCAAAGCUGUCUGGUGGUGUGGCUGUGAUCAAGGUUGGAGCUCACACCGAGACAGAACUUGAGGAUCGUAAACUUAGAAUUGAAGAUGCGAAAUGUGCCACUUUUGCUGCCAUGGAUGAAGGAAUAGUUCCUGGUGGUGGUGCUACUUAUAUCCAUUUAUCCAAAGAGAUUGCCUCGAUUACUUCUACCUGGGGAGAUAAUGAUGAAAUAAUUGGAGCUGACAUAAUAAGAAAGGAGUUACUAGUGUUUGUGGCAGAAGGAAAUGACAUGCACGUGUUUUCCGUUUAACUGUUGGUUUCCGCUGUUACUUGAGCAGAUACAAAAUGGGGGAAUCGGAUAUCAUCUUGUAACGGUAAUAGAAAAAUAAGCAAUAACCAAACACAAGGAAAUGGAAAGAGUUUUUCUAUUCCGUUACAAGACCUAAAAUUAUCUAAAAACUUGUUCUCAUUACCACCAUGUAUGACUUAGUACCAAACAGGGCCCAAUUGUAUUAGGUUCUGAUGUCGAUCCCGGUGUAUGGCUAUGAAUAGAUUGAGAACCUCAGGCCUGGUUUUGGAUUAUUUUGAGCGGACCAUAACUGAUCACAAGUGGCAGACUGGCAGUACUUCAUCUUCACAAAAUUUAGGGGGUCGAGGGUGUCUUUUACUAUCUGCAGUACUUUUAUGAAUCCUUGGACGAUGUUAUCUUUGGACACCAGUAUUUCUGGAAUCUGGAGUCUGGGUAUUCAUUUUUCUUGAGUGUCUUCAUUGAAAUUUAUGUCCGCGGCAAUUUUUUUCUAUGAAUCCUACAACAAUGUUAAAAGCCUUAACUGAAGAUGGUGUUGCUAUGUGAACCAACACGAACUUUGUAAGUGAUGGUAAUAAAAAAUGCUGUGUUCUCUAAAAUUUAAAUUACAAUGAUAGUCUUUAUGUAUUUCGUCAUCUUUAUCUUCCUCUUUGCUCCUGUAUGUGCUUGCAAGUCCUGCUCCUUAUCAUUCUUUACCUGUUUUCUAUAAAUCCUAGCACUUCCAAGAAAACGGCUUCACUUCAGUUAUCUCGGUUGAAAUAUAUUGCUCACGUCAAGGAGGUCUGUAGACCAAAUUGUUUGGUAGGGAGAUAUUCAUUAUCUCAAUAAGCCUUUAGAAUUUUGAUUCGGGGUACGGGUUCUAACAUGGAGAUAGUUUCCACUCCUAGUGUGCCCUCUUUCUGUUUGUCUACAUUCGAUAAAAGAAGUACCACUCUACUUUUUGUCUUUCUUUGCCUGUGGGCUUUGUAGCAGCUGUUUAUCAUGUAUGAUGUAUCAUAAAUUACCAUCAUUUUAUUUGAGCUUUUGAUGUUCCUCGUUAAGGUUUGAAAUGCUGGUCAAGCUUGUUUGCUUUAUCUAGUCCCUACAUCCCAUAUUUGAGAACCCUUUGAUUGUUUGUUUGACCUCAUUGGAUGCUGCAGUUAAAUUCCUAAUUCUGCUUCGUUUCAUUUGCUUUUACUUAAUUUUAGCAUAGUGAAUAGUUGCAGACUCGAGCUUUAUAUUGUGUUUAUCUCAAAUAUUUUGUUGGGUUACUAAAAUCUGCUUACACUGUCGGUAAUACUUGGUGAGCUUGGCAUGCUAUCAAGGGUUGUACAAUGCUUGUUUUGAUUCAAGGUAUUGUGAAAUUCAUAUUG